Alternaria conjuncta is the source of this 1491-nucleotide messenger RNA. RefSeq lists its product as uncharacterized. The coding region runs from base 1 to 1491 and encodes 496 amino acids. NCBI's taxonomy places the organism in Eukaryota, Fungi, Ascomycota, Dothideomycetes, Pleosporales, Pleosporaceae. The record is from RefSeq and is a predicted model, not a curated record. The transcript is spliced from 2 exons.
AUGACCCCGCAACAGAACAAAAAGCAGAAGAAGCCGAAACCGUCUGCAGCGGUGUUGGAGACAAGGCUCCAGACUGCAUAUACCAACUUCACUGCACGAGCCCCAGCAACUCUGAAGCCUACCGAAGUACCCAUCGACAUCAAUCCCCUGGCAGAAUGGAUGACUCUGCUCAACACGCCGACUGAGUUUGGGCUCCCCUUGAGUUCGUGGAGGACCCAACAGACCCGGACCAAGUUUGACACCGCCAUGAACCUUACCAAUCGGGGUGUCGCUUACCUUGAGAACGUUAUGCCUGCACUAGUCAAAGCAAACAUGGCGAUGAAAGAAAGGCUCAGAUUACCUCCUAGCGAAUCCAUGAUUACCGACAGCUCUCCACCGCCUCUUGGUCAGUAUGCAGCAGAUGAUGGCCCGCCUCUGUGCACGUCGUCCCUCCGCUUUAAUGACUGCAGCGGCACAGCAGACGACUUCGCCUCUGUGCCUGACAGAACGACUAGCGAAACAGCAAUGACCGACGCUCCGCCUCUGUCUCCGGAGGAAGCUGUGUGCGAGCAGAAUGCGGGUGGUCCAGGCCCAUUUGGCGAGUACGAAGAUGACCUAAUGACUCAACCGCACGAUGAGCAAUAUCUGCCGUCUCCCGAAGACUGGAUGUGCACACCGGACGAAGACCUGGCGUACGCCGUCAUGGACGAGCAAGCCAGCGAUGACACACCCUUCCAGCGGAUUACCGAAACGUCCGAGAGCGUCAUGCACGAGCAAGCCGACAACACAACCCCCCAGCAGAUUACUGAAGCUUCAGACAGCGCCAUGCACGAGCAAGCCGACAACACAACCCCCCAGCAGAUUACUGAAGCUUCAGACAGCGUCAUGCAUGAGCAAGCCGACAACACAACCCCCCAGCAGAUUACUGAAGCUUCAGACAGCGUCAUGCACGAGCAAGCCGACAACACAACCCCCCAGCAGAUUUCCGAAGCACCAGAGCAAGACCUAGCACCUCGACCCCCUCGCCCUCGGAUGGUAAUGCCAAACAAGCCAACCCUCAAGCCACGACAGCUGGGCGAGACUGAUCUACCAGUGGUUCUACGCAUCCCGCGGGGCGAUGCCAACAGCCGCCAUGGCGACGUUAACUACAACAGCAUCUCAGAAGAUACAACAAGUGCGAUCACCAACGCGAUGACUAAUGUCCUGCUCGAUUCACAGGGCACGCGCAGGUUGCAAUGGGCGACAGUAAGCCGGAAUCCCGGUACCUGGUCGGCCCACCCAUGCGUUAGCAACGCUGUCGCGGCAAAGGGUGCCAGAAAUUCCACGUGGAAGCAGGCUGGGGAUGACCGCACACUGGCCUGCGAUACGUGCAUCAAGAAACACCGACCAUGCAUUAGGCUGGAACAGUUGCAGGGCGAAGAGGAUUACUCGGUGAUAUGGUGUGCGCUGCCAGAUGAGCUCCGAGAAGGCUCAAAGCCAGAUGACAUCGCCUUCUGGAUGCGUGUGAAAUGA